AUGUCCACUCCGCAAAGGCACUCAAAGGGUAAAGAGAAAGUGGAUGAAUACACGGACGAUGAAGCAAUAACAUUGAUUAAUGGUGAAGCAUCCAAGGAAGCCACUAUAUUGGACACAUUUUCUGAAAAUAGUGGUACUUUAUUGAAUAACGAAUCCCCUAGUCGCGUGGUUUAUAAUGAGGGGAGCUUUGGAGGCGACUCUCACGACUUGCCAAACUCAAAUCAAAAUACUAAUUUCAACGAAUUAAUGGAGGCCCAAAUGUCUCAAUUGCAAUACAACAACAAUCGGUUAGCUUUGGAUAGAGUUAUUAGCACAACGAUUCAAUUAUUAAUGGACUUACUGAAUGAAAAUAGUGCAAGAAGUAUAUUUUAUCCUUUAUCUGGAAACUUGGGCGAUGACCAAUUAAAGGAUGCGAAGUCCAUUAGAGCUCUCAUGAGAAAAUCAACUUUGGAAAACUUGAAAGGGAAUGAAAACCAAGGUGAUCGGGAUAUUCAGCGUGAUAAAUCAGAAAGUAAUAAUGGAGGCUUAUCAUCCGCUGCAUCAUUUAAUGUGUUGAACUUAGAUAUUAAGAUGAUUGGUGACAGUGGCAAUCUAGUAUCAAAUUUGGACCAGGCUGCAAUUUCCAAAUUAUUAGAUGAAAAAAUCCAAUCUAAUGUCAAGCAUUUGUUCGCUAUCAGAAAAAGAAUCGAUGAUACUUCUUCCAAGGUGUUUGUCACCGGAGACUUGAACUCAGGAAAAUCCACAUUCUGCAACGCUUUACUUAGAAAAAAAUUAUUACCUGAAGAUCAACAACCUUGCACAAGUGUGUUUUCGGAGGUUAUUGACUCUCGCGAAAAUGAUGGUCUUGAGGAAGUCCAUGCUGUUCCAAUUGGAUCGGAGUAUAAUAGAAAGGACGAAUCAACUUUUGAAGUUUUCCAGUUGUCAGAUUUGGAAUAUCUUGUUGGUGAUUAUGAUAAAUAUGCUAUUUUGAAGGUCUACGUCAAUGAUAAACGACCUCUUAAUAGGUCGCUAUUGAGAAAUGGUGUUAUAGAUAUUAAAUUAAUUGAUGCUCCGGGCCUAAAUAUGGACUCUUAUCAGACGACUGAAGUGUUUUCAAGGCAAGAAGAAAUAGAUUUGGUAGUUUUUGUGGUUAGUGCGGAGAACCAUUUUACUUUGUCCGCCAGGGAAUUCAUAACUGCUGCUGCAAAGGAAAAGCAAUUUAUCUUUAUCGUGGUUAAUAAGUUUGAUUCCAUCAAAAACAAAGACCGCUGCAUGAAGCGAAUCUUGAGCCAGGUCCAAUCUCUAAGCCCAGAAACACACAAAGACGCAAGAGAUUUUGUACAUUUUGUCUCCUCAUCUAGUGCUCUUGGUGGUGAUGGCCCUGGGGAUGACAGCGGUGGUAAUGAUAAUAAUGGGGUUGAUGAUCUGGCUAACCCACAUCAUGAUGAUCCAGACUUUGAUCACUUAGAGUCCUCUCUUAGAAAAUUUGUGUUAGAAAAGAGAGCUUUAUCCAAAUUAGCACCGGCUAAAAACUUUCUCAUCAAGAUUUUGUCUGAUCUUGAAGGUUUAUCUGUGUACAAUGAAGACCUUUAUGCUGCUGAUAAACUAAAAAUUAAAGAACAAUUGGAUCAGUUGAUUCCAUUUUAUAACACACAGCUUUCCGAGAAUGACAAGAUUAAUAAGGAUGUUACUGCAAUGAUAGAAGCUAUCAAUGAUGACGUGUAUCAAUUCUGCAAAAAAAGAAUAGGCGGAACAGUAUCUAAAUUGAAUGAGCAGUUAGCCGACAACGUUGCUUUGAUGAAUAGUGAUAUUUAUAAAUAUGCUAACCAAAUCCAGACGGUUAUGAUUAAUGAGAUUCUUAAAAGUAUCGAAGUUGCUGAAUCUUAUGCCAAAAAGAAGACCAUUGAAGGAGUCAAUAAAAUGAAGCUUGUUGGUCAGGAGGCUUUGCAUGACGAAAGUUUCUUAAAGGAUAAAGUAUUCAGAGAGGAUUUUAUGUUUCAACGUAAAAGACACCAUAUCAUCAAAAAUAUUAAUCGAGAGGUUUCUCUCCUUGAUUUUAUUGAUCCUUCUUUUGAUGGCCUAUUAAGCACAUUCGGUAUCAGAACCCCAUCUUUCAGUGGUUUUUCUUUACUUGGAAGGAAUUUACUGCUGCCUUCAAAAGAUUUGUUUAACUGGAAGAAUUCUUUACCUUUAUUGUUUCUUGGCUCAUCUACUAAAUUCUUGGUCACUAAAAAUCUCUUAAUGGGAAUUACCCAAUACCCAACAGUGUUCAAGGUUCUCACAUCAAGGAUUUUUGUUAGGCUUUCAUUGGCAAGUGCUGUUGCAUUGGGGGUUUACUAUUUAGUGACUGAUAUGCCAAAUGCGUUCAGAAGAAAAUACUCAAAGAAAUUGCAAAUUCAACUCAAUGAUCUUGAUUAUGUUAACAAUAAUUCUAUGAGAAUUUCCAAAGAAUGUCAUUUGGUUUUGCAGUACCCUGCUAAGGAAAUUUCCCGAAAGUUUGAUAACUUGAUAACUGAAAAUUUUAAUAAAAAGCAAAGGCUUUUGGGAGAGUUGAAAGGUAUGGAUAUUAGUAUCGGAUUUUAUAAAACUUUUUCCAACAGAUGUAAAGACCAAAAGAAGUUGGUUGAGUCCUUUGACUUGGAAUCGAUCUAUCAUGUUGAUUGA
Messenger RNA from Saccharomycopsis crataegensis, 2643 nucleotides. It is a transcript of the gene FZO1, whose product is annotated as mitofusin. Gene Ontology annotation, cellular component: mitochondrial outer membrane. The record is from RefSeq and is a predicted model, not a curated record. Bases 1 to 2643 code for a protein of 880 amino acids. Lineage: Eukaryota; Fungi; Ascomycota; Saccharomycetes; Ascoideales; Saccharomycopsidaceae. Gene Ontology annotation, biological process: mitochondrion localization; mitochondrial fusion. The transcript has a single exon. Gene Ontology annotation, molecular function: GTP binding; GTPase activity.